GCAUCACAGCCCAGCAGCGGAAGUGUUCACUUGUUGUCACGAGAAGCCGCGUGUGUUUGGUCCAUGGUCCUCUUUCAGUGGGAUGCUCAAGACAGAAGAUAGCCUCUCUUUAGAAACUGGCCCCUUGGAAAGAUGACUGCUCAGGAGGCGCGUCUGUGUGGUCUCCUGCUGCGGGAGCACUUUGGAGAAGUGGUGGAGAAAGUGGGAAUACACCUGCUCAGAAAUGGAGCACAGAAUUUAAGAACCAUCCUUCAUGAGACCGGCAUCUCACUGGACCUGGUAAAGAAGUCCCUGUGUGUGCUCGUGCAGCAUGGCACCUGUGUGUUCAGCCCAGGCCGUAAAGGACCUGGGAGCCCCGCAGAGUAUCGGUCCAGCUGUGAUCGGAUUCUUAGAAUUCUGCGUUACCCGCGCUACAUCUACACCGCUAAAACCUUGUACGGUGACACCGGAGAGCUAAUCAUAGAGGAGCUACUGCAGAGAGGUCACAUGACCAUGAGUAGCACAGUUAAGACAGUUGCGGACCGUCUCACACAAAACAUGGAAGAGGGUCGCAGCAUGGAAUAUAGUGAGGUGUCUUCUGCCUUCUCCAAACUGGUUGAGACCCAUUUUCUUCAGCGCUGCCCUCCACUGGCAGGAGCAGCAACAAAAGACAGUGCUACUCCAGGUACCCCUGCAACCCCGGCCACCUCUGGUACUCCUGCUGCCCCUGUUAGCACCGCCCCGCCCACACCUGAGAGCUUCCCUGACUGUUACAAGGUGCCUCAUGUGACACUGACAGGGCGAGGCAAACGCCAACUCUCUGGUGAGGAUGGCGAGGACCAAAGGAAUGCAAAGAGGGCCAAAAUGGAUUUACAGACACACGGCGACGAGGGGAUUUGCUGGCAGGUGAAUUUUGAGAGGUUCCAUCUCCACUUCAGAGACCAGGCCAUCAUCAGUGCUGUAGCCAACAAACUGGACCAGACUAGCAGUGAGAUAGUGAGGACUAUGCUGAGGAUGAGUGAGGUGACGACCGCGCCCAAUGCGUCCUGCACGAAGCCCCUCUCAGCCAACGAAAUCUUCAGGUCCCUCCCAACCAGCUACAACAUCUCCAGACCAAUCUUAGACCAGUACCUCACGUUACUAGUGGAUGACCCAAUGGAGUUUGUGGGGAAGGCUGGUGAAAGUGGAGGAGGGAUGUAUGUCGUUAAUUUGCACAGAGCGCUGGCUAAUCUGGCUCGGGCCACGCUAGAGUCUGUAGUACAGGAGAGGUUUGGCUCCCGAUCAGCGCGCAUCUUCCGGCUGUUGCUAAGGAAACGUCACCUAGAGCAGAAGCAGGUGGAGGAUUUUGCUAUGAUUCCAGCCAAAGAAGCUAAAGAUAUGCUCUACACGCUGCUGUCACAGAACCUGGUCCAGCUGCAGGAAAUCCCAAAGACUCCUGACUAUGCUCCCUCUCGUACUUUCUAUCUGUAUACCGUCAACCAACUCCCAACUGCAAGAAUGCUGCUUCAGAACUGCUACAAGACAGUGGCCAACCUCAUAGAGCGACGCUUGUUUGAGACCAAAGAGAGCAAGCGUCUGCUGGAGAAAUCGCAGCGAAUUGAGGCCAUUCUGGCAUCUCUGCAGGCCAGCGGGGCCGAGCCUGAGCAGCUGACAGAGGUCGAGGAGAUGAUCACUGCUCCUGAAAAGCAACAGCUGGAGGCCUUACGGCUUCAUAUCAACAAGUUAGAUUCAGCUGAGAACCAGGUCGAUGAAACCAUUUUUCUUUUAGAGUCCUACGUCAACUCCACUGCAUCCACAAGUUGAGAGCAAGCAUCACAACUCAUAGAACUUUUGAAAACUUUUCCGUUACUCUUUGUGUAUGAAUUCUGUCAAGUGUGGCUGUUUUAUAGUUUAUAUGACUGGAUUUAUUCCAGUUUGAAUUGCAGUAAAAUCUAAAUAGAUUAUUUUGCUUGUUUUUAUCUCAAGCAUUGGCAAACAAAUAAACAGAGCUCAAGAAUA
This is a messenger RNA of Epinephelus fuscoguttatus (brown-marbled grouper), 1977 nucleotides long. It is a transcript of the gene polr3c, whose product is annotated as polymerase (RNA) III (DNA directed) polypeptide C. The transcript has 13 exons. Gene Ontology annotation, molecular function: single-stranded DNA binding. Bases 133 to 1782 code for a protein of 549 amino acids. Lineage: Eukaryota; Metazoa; Chordata; Actinopteri; Perciformes; Serranidae. The record is from RefSeq and is a predicted model, not a curated record. Gene Ontology annotation, biological process: DNA-templated transcription. Gene Ontology annotation, cellular component: RNA polymerase III complex.